AUGAAACUUUAUUCUAUCACAAUAUUUGCAACAGAACCUAAUCAACCUGCUAUUAAUUUGGCUGGAGAAUACGAUCUUUCGGGUUUUGAAUUUAUGACAUUUUUUGCUAAAACAGUUGCGGAAAGAACUAAGCCUGGUCAAAGACAAAGUGUUGAAGAAAAUAAUUAUGUAUUCUAUGCUUUCUCAAGACCUGAAGGUUUAACAGGCAUAAUUAUUUGUGACAAUGAAAGAUCUCACAACAAGGAGUUGAACGACAAGACCAAUAAUUUCUUCCAAAAUUCAUCUGGACAAAUGUCAAUCAAUAUAAUUGAAAAUUUGGGGAAUUUGGAAAUAGAAAGCAAUGAAAAAGACAAUUCUAACAAAAUAUUCAAUGAGGAGGAUAAGGCUGGGGACAAUAUAGAUUUGGAUUAUGUAUCUAAGUUGAAUUAUUCACAAGUCAAUCAACUGGUAGCACAAAAUAUGCAGAUAAUACAAUAG
Entrophospora sp. SA101 is the source of this 477-nucleotide messenger RNA. The record is from the annotation of a GenBank genome assembly. NCBI's taxonomy places the organism in Eukaryota, Fungi, Glomeromycota, Glomeromycetes, Entrophosporales, Entrophosporaceae.